UCAUUCAAUAAAAAAUACAAGCGGGUUGUGCUAAACGCUUUCACUCAACAAGUGCUCAGCAGACGGCGACAGAGAGAGAGAGAGAGAGAGAGAGAGAGAGAGAGAGAAAGAAAGAGAGGUGGGGGGGUAGACAGUCCCAGAAGUGAUGGAACACUCAAGGCAGACUGAGUUCACCUCCAACGACGGAAAAGACACGAGAGACACCACUUUGGUGGUCAACGGACACUUUGACGGAGUAGUCAAAAAGCCGUCCGCUGCUCUCCAGAGUCCGGCCACAGAGUCCGGGUCGCAUCGGUCGGCAGCCUCGGUGUCGGAGAGCUGGAAGGAGGAGCACGCCAGGAGCGUGGAGGAUAACGAGGUGAGCCUCCCGUCACUGGCCGCAGCUUACACCACCAUUUUACGCGGGCUUGGAGAAGACCCACAUCGGCAGGGGCUCGCCAAAACUCCCUGGAGAGCCGCCACCGCCAUGCAGUUCUUCACCAAGGGCUACCAGGAGACUAUCAUCGAUGUGCUGAAUGAUGCCAUCUUUGAUGAGGAUCACGAUGAGAUGGUGAUCGUGAAAGACAUCGACGUGUUCUCCAUGUGCGAACAUCACCUGGUGCCCAUCAUUGGCAAGGUUCACAUCGGUUACCUCCCCAACAAGCGAGUUUUGGGCCUCAGCAAGCUGGCCAGGAUUGUGGAGAUCUACAGCCGCAGACUACAAGUUCAAGAGAGGCUGACCAAGCAAAUUGCCGUGGCCAUCACUGAAGCCCUGCACCCCACCGGGGUCGGCGUUAUCAUGGAAGCUACUCACAUGUGUAUGGUGAUGCGAGGCGUCCAAAAGAUGAACAGCAAGACCAUCACCAGUACCAUGUUGGGGGUCUUCAGGGAAGACCCCAAAACUCGCGACGAGUUUCUGACGCUGGUCAGGAGCUGAAGUUCCUCCUUCACUUGUUGCCAGGGGUUAGCUCCAUUUGCACGGACCAGCUAAUGUGCAACCUCUGUGUGUGUGUGUGUGUGUGUGUGUGUGUGUGUGUGUGUGUGUGUGUGUGUGUUACCAACCAGAGGAAGUAAAACAUUCCACUUACUUUACAUGAUCAGACAUAACUUGUCUGCCUCAAACUCCACUUCACAUGCUUGGAAUUAAGUAGUCUGAGUAAUUCUCAAGUAGAUGGUUGCUAAUCAUAUUUUUUAACAGAUCUAACUUAUAAAUGCAGUAUGUGUAUACAGGAUGAUGAUGUUUAUUGAAAAUACAAUAUGAAUAUUGUAUCCAUCCAUUUUCUCUAGUGCUCGUCCUCUGAGCUGGAGCAGAGUCGGGGUGCACCUUGGACUGGUUGCGAGCCAUUUGCACAUUCUGCAACGUCGUUCAGCCCACAUCGUGAAAACAAGCGUGAAUGCUCGUUUUGUCUGAUUGUGCCCGGCGAUUGGCCAGUGACCACUCCAGGGUGUACCGCAUCUCAAAGUCACCUGCGAGGUGACCCCAAUGAGGUCAAGCAGUAUCGAAAGCGGGUUGGUCAGAUGGACCUCAUAGGAGAGCAUGUCUGUCCACAUUCCCAAAACAUGUUUGUUUGUUGAAUUGAAGACGCUUAAGUGCCCACCAGUGUGAAUGUGUCUGGUCAGUCAGCUUGGACAGACUGGCGCUCCGUCGCGUAGAAACAUUCCUUUGAGACUUUUUGAAAUGUAGGAAUGAAUACGUUAUUCUCAUGCUCAUUUUUAUUCUCUCAUGGAAGGUCGGGUCUGUAUGUGCCAACAUGCCUCAAUCAUGUGUCGCUGAUUGUGAUAUACAGUGAGCUCAUAAUCAAAAGUAAAUGUGUGUGUGUGUGUGUGUUCUUGUGCCAGAACGUGUCAAUGUUAUGUCUGGUGUGUUGUUACAAGUUGAAUUGUGUAUUGCAUUUGGUUCCCGAAUGCAUCCUUAUGUGGCUAUUGUGUUGUAUGUUUGCAAUUGUGAGCGUGGCUCAUUUUUGUGUGGCCUUGCCGAGAGGAAAAGCCAAUUGUGUGGCUCCUUCAUUAUUAUUGUCACUUUAGGUACAUGUUUAUUUGGACUUCUUGAUUGAAAAUGAGACAUUCUUGUGACAGUAAUAACAGUAAGAAGUUCUUGUCUUUCCCUCAGGCUGGUGCGAUGUUGUGAAACUCUCUAUGAAGCCAACGGGGUCGCUACAAAUGAACAUCAGUAAAUGUUCAUCCGGUGCAAAAAGACAAAUUCUAUCUGUCUGUCUUGAAAAAAACAUUAUUUGGUCAUUCUGGUACGCAGGAUAGUUUGGACGAGCUUUGAACACAUCUUUUGCAGGAUCAUGUAAAAUCUAAUGUGAAAACAAUCCCGUUUUACUGCAAGUCAAUUGGACACCAAAACGAUAUUUGCCUUGUUAGCAAUACAAUAAGCGACAAAAAAAAAAACAAAGCGUCCGUGAAAAUUUCUGACAUGUUAAAGACUCGUAUGGAACUGAGGCCAAGGAAGGGGCCGGCUGGCUUUUACACUUACAAUCGGUCCAGAAAUAUUUGGGAAGUGACAGUUACCUUUUUGUGUCUACACCAGUGACUCGUGACUAUUGUGCUGUGGGAAAUGAAUAAAAAUGAAAAUAUUUCUUUGUUACAAA
Hippocampus comes (tiger tail seahorse) is the source of this 2573-nucleotide messenger RNA. It is a transcript of the gene gch1, whose product is annotated as GTP cyclohydrolase 1. Gene Ontology annotation, cellular component: cytoplasm. The record is from RefSeq and is a predicted model, not a curated record. The transcript is spliced from 6 exons. Gene Ontology annotation, molecular function: GTP binding; GTP cyclohydrolase I activity; zinc ion binding. Bases 146 to 916 code for a protein of 256 amino acids. Gene Ontology annotation, biological process: tetrahydrobiopterin biosynthetic process; tetrahydrofolate biosynthetic process. Lineage: Eukaryota; Metazoa; Chordata; Actinopteri; Syngnathiformes; Syngnathidae.